GGAGGGCAUUCCACAGGGUGGGUGCCACUACCGAGAAGGCCCUCUGCCUGGUUCCCUGUAGCUUUGCUUCUUGCAGUGAGGGAACCUUCAGAAGGCCCUCGGUACUGGACCUCAGUGUCUGGGCAGAAUGAUGGGGGUGGAGACGCUCCUUCAGGUAUACUGGGCCAAAGGUUUGCCAAGUGUGCCUUCCUCUUAGCACGUUUCUCCCUUUUGUCCUGAGUUUGAGCGUCCUCAAAGCCCACAUCGCCUUUGGUAAAUAAAGGCUGUUCUCCAACUGGAGUGCUCGCAGGCCAGUGUUUCCCAGUUGUCAGUGUUUAUACUACAUUUUUAAAGAUUUGCCUUGAGAGGGUCUUUAAACCUCUUUUGUUGACCACCAGCAUUACGCUUUCCAUUUUUAAGUUCGGAAUAGAGUCGUUGUUUGAGAACCGGGACAUUCACAGGGAAACCAAAAUGCUUGUUUACAAAGCUAUUGUGCUACCAACCUUACUAUAUGCUUGUGAAACAUGGACCACUUAUAAACGCCAUCUCCAACUCUUCGAAAUAUUCCAUCAAUGGUGUCUCUGAAAAUUUUUACACAUCAGUGUACUGGAAGAAGCAAAGAUCACCAGCGUCAAGGAGAUGAUUCUUCAACAUCAACUUCAUUGGAGUGGUCAUGUACAGAUGCCUGAUUCUCAUAGAGAGGGCCAUUGUGGUGUUGGGCUCAGACCUGGAAGACAAGGGUUCAAAUACUCAUUUGGCCGUGAAGCUCCCUGGGUGAUCUUGAGCCCAUCACUGCCUCUCAACAAAAUCUACCUCACAGGGCUGUUGUGGGGAUUAAUUGAGAACCAUGUGCUCCCCCCCCCCCUUGAGCUCUGUAUCAAUGCAAUAAAUAAAGAAAUAGGUUAGGAGUGGGUCCAUUGCCUUGCAAUGGCAACCAUCCUACCUGGAUGGACAGAGAGUGCUCUGCUGGUUGCUUUCCGGUUGACCAGACAGAUCCAUAGAAUUGUAGAGUUGGAAGGGACCCCAAGGGUCAUCCAGUCCAACCCCCUGCAAUGCAGGAAUAUUUUCAGUUGUCCCAUACGAGGAUCGGACCUGCAACCUUGGUGUUACCAGCAGCACGCUCUAACCAACGGAGCUGGCACUUCCUAGUUGGGGAAACAUAGAAAGCUGCCUUAAUGUGGAGUCAAACCAUUGGUCCAUCUAGCUCAGUGUUGCCUACACUGACUGGCAGCAGCUCUCCAGGAUUUCAGGAAGAGUUUUCUCCCAGCCCCUACCUGGAGAUGCUGGGAAGGUGAGCUUGGGACUUCCUGUGUUCAAAGCUGAGGCCCUUCCCUUCAGCUCUUGCCAAGAAUGCAGGAGCAGGUGGACUUUGGUUAGACGCCAUGUGGUGCUCCCGAGAUACGAGUAUCCCCUUGGGAUCACUUCUGCACAGGGAAUUUCCAGGAUGUGGGAACCUGAUUACUUUUGCCCAGUUUUUCUUCAUAGCCAUCGAGGGUUUCAUCUUCGAAGCCAAUUUUGGAAGGAAGCGGCCCAUCAUCCCAAUCAGGUACUACCUGAUCAUGGUGGCUAUGUUCUUCACGGUCAGCGUGGUGAACAACUACGCCCUCAACUUGAACAUCGCGAUGCCUCUGCACAUGAUAUUUAGAUCGGGAUCUCUGAUAGCAAACAUGGCUCUGGGCAUCAUUAUUCUGAAGAAAAGGUACACCAUCUCCAAAUACACCUCCAUUGCUCUGGUGUCUCUGGGAAUCUUCACCUGCACCUUCAUGUCAGCAAAGCAAGUGAGUUCUAUGUCAAGCGCAAGUGAAGAUGAAGAGAACGUCUCUGCUUUCCUCUGGUGGCUGCUAGGUAUCCUCGCGCUGACCUUUGCUCUCCUCAUGUCGGCCCGGAUGGGCAUCUUCCAAGAGACCCUCUAUAAGAGAUUUGGCAAGCACUCCAAGGAAGCCCUCUUCUACAACCACGCCCUCCCCAUCCCAGGUUUCCUGCUUCUGGCUCCUGACAUCUACAGACACGCCCUGCUCUUCAGCCAAUCUGAACCGUUCCAAGUCCCAGUGAUUGGGCUCACGCUGCCCAUAAUGUGGUUCUACCUCAUCAUGAACAUCAUAACUCAAUAUGUUUGCAUUCGGGGCGUCUUCAUCCUGACCACAGAGUGCACCUCCCUGACGGUCACGCUGGUGGUGACCCUGAGGAAGUUCAUCAGCCUCAUCUUCUCCAUCCUGUACUUCAGGAACCCCUUCACUGCCUGGCACUGGAUCGGGACCCUCUUUGUCUUCGUGGGGACUUUGAUGUACACGGAAGUGUGGAACAAUCUGGGGCCUCUGCUGGACCGGAAGGAGAAGAAACAGGAGGAGAAGCAGGAGUGACGGCGGAUGUCCCCCGGCCGGAAAAGCAGGUCUCUUCUCCACUGAACCCCGGAGAACCCCGGUUUUCAGUUGAGUUUACUCCAUAUGGUGCCGAGCAGCAGCAGAAGAUUCCCUUCUCAUGGAAGCGAGGGGUUGAUUUUUGUAAUACAAAAAUAACUGGUUUUGGCUAUGCCAAGCGGAUGAAUGAAUUCCCUGGAAUGGGGAAAUCCCAUUUUAUUUUGUUUUAUUCUAUUGUCUGGCUGCUGAGGUAACAAACUGAGCUUGGGUGAGGUCUGGCCUGCCACCAUUCUGCUUGAGAUGGGCCAGUUUGGUGUUUGGUGCCGCCGUGUCGCAAUUCACACAAAGCGCAGAUUCUGGGUCGAAAGGCUUCCUCUUGUCUUGUAGCCACUUUGAAACGCCCAAACGACAAAGAGCGAGGAAGGCCAAGUGGCCACAUCCCAGAGAUUUAACACGGGGAAGUCGCCACGAGGUGACUUUCAAUACCCGUGCGUGAUUCUUUGUUUGGAACAGCCUCACGGAGGGCGGGGCGGCAUUCCACAUGCCAGUUUAAGCUCUCAAUUUGAGGCUUACACCCAUGGUUGUGGAGAACCUUUCUUGCAGCAAGAUAAUGCCCAGAGUGAGAUUUUUGUGGGACCAGCUCCAGGUUUGACGGUGAGACCCCCGUUCUAGCUGGGUGGCUACAGCAGACUCCAAGGCCACAGCAAGCCACCAUAAACAUUUCCCACAGUGCCUCUGACUUAGCAUCUCUCUGGGGCACUGUGGGAAAUAAAACUGGAAGCUCCUGGAGCCAGCUGCUUUUUUAAAGAAGGGUUCAAGGCAUGCUUCGGAGGUUGUCCCUGCCAGAGUUCUGGGACCUGCCCGACUGCCCCCUCGUAUUGCUGCUUUCUGCCCUGACGACGCUGGCCCUGCCUUUCUCCUCAGUAAACAAGGGACACAUAGGCUUGGCUCACAUGUAACAACAAACCAUGGUUUGCCAUUGUGUGAAAGAGCCUUGUUCAUCUGCCUCCUCUCAAUGCACUCCAGUUGCAACCCCUUGCUUCCUCUAAAUGUGGCAAAUGCAUUGCACAUCAGAAAUUUGAAGCCGCAAUCUAACUGGUUUCCUGUUCUGGUUUUCAGGCAAACCCAUGACAAAAGGGGGGUGAGAGAGAAACCACCCACAAAACAAAGUUGCGUGGAAAACUAUUUUAUACAAAGUUCUUUCUUUUUCUUUGUAAAAACAUUUUAUUUUAUUUUUUAACAAGACAGCUGGAUGAUUUUGUUUCCUAUUUAUUAGCCCCCAGACUUUGGAAAUCCAUUCUAUGUCACUGUCUCGUUUCCUAUGCAUCUUGUUUGCUAUGUUUGUAUAUUCCCUUGCCUGAAGGGGAAGGUUUUGUUCUGAAUCAUGUCAGGCCUGGAAUAAAUAUUAUUUCAAGCACCUGA
Molecule: messenger RNA, 3758 nt
Organism: Zootoca vivipara (common lizard)
Lineage: Eukaryota; Metazoa; Chordata; Lepidosauria; Squamata; Lacertidae
Gene: SLC35B4
Product: solute carrier family 35 member B4
Biological process (GO): UDP-N-acetylglucosamine transmembrane transport
Cellular component (GO): endoplasmic reticulum membrane; Golgi membrane
Molecular function (GO): UDP-N-acetylglucosamine transmembrane transporter activity; UDP-xylose transmembrane transporter activity
Source: RefSeq, a predicted model, not a curated record